AUGGGUUCCAUCUCCAGCGAAACAUCUGCCCUGCGCAACAACCCUCCUGCCAUCUUCUUCACCGACUUCGAUGGCACCAUCACCACCGCCGAUUCGAACGACUUCAUGACCGACAACCUCGGUUUUGGCAAGGAGAGGCGCGUCGGCCUGAACAAGGAUGUUCUCUACGGCCGCAUGGCAUUCCGCGACUCGUUCCAGGAAAUGCUCGACUCCGUCGACACCCCGUACAACGAGUGCAAGGAGAUCCUGAAGAAGAACAUCAAGCUCGAUCCCGGCUUCAAGGACUUCUACGCCUGGAGUCGCGAGAACAAUGUGCCAAUCGUCAUUCUGUCGGGUGGCAUGACGCCCAUCAUCAGCAUGUUGCUGGACAAUCUGCUGGGCGAGGGCUGGGACAUUCAGAUCGUCAGCAACGACGUCCAGUCGCGGGACGGCAAGGACAUCAACACAAAGGGCGGAUGGUCCAUCAAGUUUCACGACGACACUGAUUUUGGCCACGACAAGAGCCUGGAGAUCAGGAAGUACUCGGGUCUCGAAGGGCGGCCGACAAUGUUCUACGCUGGUGAUGGUGUCUCGGAUCUUUCUGCCGCCAAGGAGACAGAUCUGCUCUUUGCCAAGGCUGACAAGGAUCUGGUGACAUGGUGCGAGAACGAAAAGGUCCCCUUUGUGACCUUCAGAGACUGGACCAGCAUCACGCAAACGUGCAAGGAGAUCCUAGAUGGGACAUUGGCCGUCAAGGAUGCCGCCAAAGGCCGCCUGGAGUAG
Messenger RNA from Emericellopsis cladophorae, 762 nucleotides. RefSeq names its product putative phosphatase-like protein. The coding region runs from base 1 to 762 and encodes 253 amino acids. The record is from RefSeq and is a predicted model, not a curated record. Lineage: Eukaryota; Fungi; Ascomycota; Sordariomycetes; Hypocreales; Bionectriaceae. Gene Ontology annotation, molecular function: phosphatase activity. The transcript is spliced from 2 exons.